Molecule: messenger RNA, 1439 nt
Organism: Etheostoma cragini (Arkansas darter)
Lineage: Eukaryota; Metazoa; Chordata; Actinopteri; Perciformes; Percidae
Product: CD151 antigen-like
Exons: 9
Coding region: 279-1196 (305 amino acids)
Cellular component (GO): membrane
Source: RefSeq, a predicted model, not a curated record
CCCCGGGAUAGAGAAAAACACACCAAGAAACAAGGUGGCCCCAUAGAGAGGGUGGCCCCAUAGAGAGGGUGGCCCCGGCCGGCUGGCGGGGUGGAGUCAGCAGCAGCAGCAGCAGCAGCUUCAGGGCGUGAGCUCAGCACUUUGAUUUCUGUACCUCCCUAUUCCGGUAUCGGAGAGACUUUUAUCUGAGGAACGUGGAAUGAAAACAGACAACAUAUAGCAAUAGUUCCUACACGCUGCAUCGCUUUAUAUCGAUAGAAGAGCAAAUAUACGAAAGCAUGGGGGUCUACGAGGAGAAAAAGGAAACAUGUGGAACCAUCUGCCUGAAAUACCUCCUGUUUAGUUUCAACUUUCUCUUUUGGGUAAGUUUCCAUUCUGGCGUAGUAAACCCUGCACAAGGGAUUCAAGUAGCGGCCUAUGGUAGCCAGCAGGGACAAACUUUGACGACUGGUAGUGAGCGUCACCCAUCUCUCUACCCUGACGUGAUCUCUUACCACUCGCAGGAGCCUCCUCUGCUCCUUGAAGGUGGCACAGCAGCCCAGCACGCCUGUUACCAUGACGAUGGCUCCAGCGAGGACCAGUAUGUAGGCGGAGGCAGCGUAGGUCUUGGAAGAGAGAAGGCUGAUGUAGUCGCUCUUCUCAACCAAGGUCCAAACACCCACCGCCAUCACAACGCCGCCUGCCACCUGGGAGAAGAGCACAUGAUAAGAUACUUUGUCCUGCUGCUGUGUAUCUUCCUGUUGGAGAUCCUGGCUGGCGUCCUGGCUUAUAUCUACUACCAGCAGUUGAAUGAGGAGCUGAAGCAGAACCUGAGGGAGACCAUGACCCAGAAGUAUCAACAGAGCAGCCAUGAGCACAUCACCAGGGCUGUGGACAAGCUGCAGGAGGAGUUCAAGUGCUGUGGCAGCAACAGUUCAUCCGACUGGGAGGCGAGCGUCUGGAUUCGCUCCAUCUACGCAAAAGGCAGGAAGGUGCCCGACAGCUGCUGCAAGUCGCCCACCGAGCUCUGCGGCCUCAGGGACCACCCAUCCAACAUCUACAAGGUGGAGGGUGGCUGCAUCACCAAACUGGAGAAAUUCAUCCAGGACCAUCUGAAGAUCAUCGGAGCGGUGGGUGUUGGGAUCGCCUGCGUACAGGUCAUAGGGAUGGUGUUUACGUGCUGCCUAUAUCGAAGUCUAAAGGCAGAGCCGUACUAGGAGAAGCAGAAGUGGAAGAACAGUGUGGAGGAGGGAGGUAACUUCAUCGCCACAUGCCAUACCCAAAUAGCCCAUAGGUUCUUUUUCUUUGCUUUGCAAAUUUGGCAAGCGAUCACAUUUCACAUCUGAGGAUCACAUUUUGAUAAACAAAGGGUGGAAAACACCCCAAGGUUUCUUGAAGUAAUUAGGCUCUCAAAUUGCAGUCUCAGCUCCAUCUUCAAGAUCACAGCGCUGCGAGAAAAA